Umbelopsis ramanniana AG is the source of this 1781-nucleotide messenger RNA. RefSeq lists its product as uncharacterized. The record is from RefSeq and is a predicted model, not a curated record. Gene Ontology annotation, biological process: proteolysis. The transcript is spliced from 5 exons. Gene Ontology annotation, molecular function: serine-type endopeptidase activity. Lineage: Eukaryota; Fungi; Mucoromycota; Umbelopsidomycetes; Umbelopsidales; Umbelopsidaceae. Bases 307 to 1602 code for a protein of 431 amino acids.
CUCUCAAUAAGUCUUUUAGACUUUUGUUAUGAAUAGUCUUGUAAACUCUCUGUUAGUGUCUAAUACUAUUGCUGUCGAAUUAAUGGAUUUCGUUCUAUUGAAACAAUGACUAUAUCGCCGAUUUGUGUAACGGCACCUUGCCUUCACUUGUCAAUCGAAACUCAGUCUUUUCGGAUAUGAAUGUAGUUGAAAGAGGGAACGCGAAGACCGACCCAGCCCCUCUUUUUUUUUCUUCGUCCCUCUUUCUGUUUUUUUACUUCUUUCUUUCAACAUUGUCAUAAAUAUACAGCUUCAUACGAUAUCAGAAUGAAGUCACUGGUCACUAUGCUAUUAUACUUGGCCUUUGGAUGUUUUCUGGUCGCUGCAUCCGAGAAAUAUAUUGUAAUACUCAAACCGAACAUAACAUCGAAAAUGGCCGAAGCACACUUAUCUGAUGUUCGAAUGCAUUCAGUUAUUCCGAACAACCGCACCUCUCGCAUUGGAAAUUUGCAUUUCUAUUCAGCAAAUUUGUCUGGAACAGGCGUUCAGGAAAUAGAAAAGAAUCAGUCUCAUGUAGUCGACUACUUGAUCAAAGACCAAACUUUUCGAGCCCAGGAGUUAAUCCAGCCGAAUCCACCGAACUGGGGGCUUCCUAGAAUCGACACACACACCGAUGAAAACUCUUUCUUCAGCUUUCCAACAUCAGCUGGAAGUGGUGUCGAUGUCUAUGUACUCGACACCGGUGUAUAUGCUCAUCACAGUGACCUUGUCAGUCGAGUAACAAGUGCACCAUCGUUCAUCGGAGAAGCCACUGACACAACCGAUUCCAACGGACAUGGCACUUUUGUGGCUGGCGUAUGUUGUGGUCUUACGUAUGGGGUUGCCAAGAAGUCCAAUAUUAUUUCGGUAAAGGCUCUCACUAGCGAUGGGGAGGGGACUCUUGCCAACGUGCUGCUUGCCCUAGAAUGGGUAGUUCAACGGCAUCAAUCAAAGGCAAAUGCAAGGAGUAUCGUCAAUUUAUCUUUGAGUGGAAAUUACAGCAAAACGGCCAAUGACGCCAUUCAAGAAGCCAUCGAUGCUGGGAUUCAUUUCUCUAUAGCCGCUGGUAAUGACGGCGUCAACGCUUGUUCAUUCUCACCAGCAUCGUCCCCCAAUGCCAUGACAGUCGGUGCCUCCAAUAAAAACGACACUGUAGCAUCUUAUUCAAAUUAUGGCGCGUGCGUUGAUCUCUAUGCACCAGGCACUCAUAUCAUGUCGGCCGGGAAGAAUAGUGCAACUGACACCAACAACCUUAGUGGUACCUCGGUAGCAUCUCCAUUCGUGGCAGGGGUAAUGGCGUUGUACUUGGGCGAAAAAAAUUACACUCCCGCGGAGCUGCGAAAUAUACUUUUGAAUUCCAGUACUCCAAUAGCUGAAGAAGAAUCAGUGACCAUCCAGCAAUUCGAUAAUCUCGAUACAUCUUCCAACUUUCAUUUGUUGUAUAGUGGCAAUUGGAGUAACGAUGGAAUACAGAAAGUAUUCGAAAUCGCUUCUUCUGCCAACUCCUCGUUGCUCGGCGCAUACAAGCGCAUAGCAGCAAUAGUCGCGGUAAUGCUCACGACCUAUGCCCUUAUAAGCUGUUAACCGAAACUCUGCCAGCAUCUGUAGUAUAUCAUAGACUUCAUUCGCCUCUCUUUGCAUAUUCAAUUUUUUAGAUACCCUCCUGCUCCCAUGCAUGUACCUAGUUCCUACAUAUCCAUUCCUUAAUACAAUAACUUUGUUAUCGCCUGACGAAAUCCCACAACACCACGUUUUCCUUUUUG